AUGGAUGUCUUCGCAACUAUCAUGCGUAGUUACCCGCCCGCAAUCGACUUGUACCAUAACGAGACAUGGUUGCCAGCAGAGGACGCGGAGUGGUACCAAGACGAACCGCAGAGAAGCUGUCUGCUCGCAAAGAGGACUGUUGACCGCUGCCAUCUUCUCCAGGCUUCCUGCAACCAGUCUCCGAAGGCUUGGUUCAUCGUCAUCAACUCCAUGAUGAAAGACGCGCAGAAUGCUUCCAGUCCUUUCGUAGUGAGAAGAGACCGUCUCCUUAAAUUCCAAGGCCCGACUUGUGGGAACGAUCGCCAGGCUGAUAGCUUCGGCAGAAGGAUGAAAGACCCUACUUCUGCUUUGGCUCAGAGGUUGCAACAUUGUGUGAUAUACAGCAUCCACCUGAUGGUGCAGUUAGUCAGACUUGUGGCGUACAAAUAUUAUGUCUUCGAUGAGGGAAGGGGAUCGCCCAUGUCUUUGUCUGAUGCCCGAAGCGCGAAACAGGUUCCUCUUCAAGGAGAAGCGACACCAAAACAACAACUAGACACGACGCUAGGCAUGAUGAGAGACUCUCCUUACCUGGAACAGUAUUUCGAAGCUGCCGACCAGAUCAUGACAAUCGUGCACCGCAGCAGCGAAAACCACCACAGAUUUGUCAAUCCCUUCCUUUCAAGUACCGUCUGGCUUGCCGCGGUCGCGCAGCUGAUCCACUGCGAGGUGGCUCAAACCGAAGUCGAGAAAGAUUUGGCCUAUCCAAGCUACGAAAUCCUGUAUCGCAAAUACAACAGAACCAAUCUGCUCAACAUUGGAACACGUUGA
Messenger RNA from Exophiala xenobiotica, 807 nucleotides. RefSeq lists its product as uncharacterized. The record is from RefSeq and is a predicted model, not a curated record. NCBI's taxonomy places the organism in Eukaryota, Fungi, Ascomycota, Eurotiomycetes, Chaetothyriales, Herpotrichiellaceae. The transcript has a single exon. The coding region runs from base 1 to 807 and encodes 268 amino acids.